Molecule: messenger RNA, 2300 nt
Organism: Nipponia nippon (crested ibis)
Lineage: Eukaryota; Metazoa; Chordata; Aves; Pelecaniformes; Threskiornithidae
Source: RefSeq, a predicted model, not a curated record
AUGGCGGACCAAGUCCUCCUUUUUGCCCAGACAGAAAGAGCGGCAAGGGCUUUUGGAGAAUAUCUUUCACAAAACCAUCCCGAAGGUAGAAACGGCUCAGAUCACCUGUUAGCAGACUCCUACCUUGGACAGGAGGACUCCCCUGAGAUGCAGCAGGCGGCACAGAACAAGCGCAGGCUCUCCGUCAUCUCAGACGGAAAGUUUGAGAGGAGCUUUUCCGAGGAGCAGGCAGAGAAGAUGCCAAGCGAGGGACCGAAGCCACGAGUCUACACGAUCUCCGGCGAGAGGCCGAUGCUGUCGGACCACGAGAAUGAAAGUAUGGAACUGGUGGUGAUGAAAGGGGCUGCCCAAGAGGAAUGCCACCACGGCCACCAAGUGCACAGUGCUGGCGGCUCUCACGGCGUUAGCAGGCAUUGCAAGGGCUGGCCAGGCAGCCGGCAGGGCUCCAAGGAGUGCCCAAACUGCACCCGGCUGGCUGCCCCUUCCCAGCAUUCCUUUGACCUGGAGCAGCAUCAAUCCAGUGAGACUGGGUGGCACAGAAAAAGGCUGGAGAGGAUGUAUAGUGUCGAUCGAGUGUCUGAUGAUGUCCCCAUACGAACCUGGUUCCCAAAAGAGAACCUCUUCAGUUUUCAAACUGCUACUACAACUAUGCAAGCCAUCUCGGCGUUCAGGGGCUACGCAGAGAGGAAGAGACGGAAACGAGAGAAUGAUUCUGCAGCUGUUAUACAGAGGAAUUUUCGGAAGCACCUCCGCAUGGUGGGGAGCCGAAGGGUUAAAGCACAAACAUUUGCCGAACGGCGUGAGAGGAGCUUCAGCAGGUCCUGGAGUGACCCGACUCCCAUCAAAGCUGAUUCCUUCCAUGACUCUCGAGAAAGCCAUGAUCUUCAGGAUUCCUGCGGCACUUUGGAUGGUGACUUUGACUUGAACUGGGAAGCAGAAAAGGAACUUGAAGCCAUGGCAUGUGACGGAGAAGACUUUAUUCCACCAAAAAUAAUGCUCAUUUCUUCCAAGGUGCCCAAAGCAGAGUAUGUCCCGACAAUUAUCCGCAGGGACGAUCCCUCUAUCAUCCCCAUUCUCUACGACCAUGAACAUGCCACCUUUGAUGACAUCCUAGAGGAAAUAGAGAAGAAGCUUAACAUUUAUCGGAAAGGCUGCAAAAUCUGGAAGAUGCUGAUAUUUUGCCAGGGAGGUCCCGGUCACUUAUACUUGUUAAAGAACAAAGUUGCCACUUUCGCCAAAGUGGAGAAGGAGGAAGAUAUGAUCCUCUUCUGGAAGAGGUUGAGCCGGCUGAUGAGUAAAGUCAAUCCUGAACCAAAUAUCAUUCACAUCAUGGGCUGCUACGUUCUUGGAAACCCCAAUGGGGAGAAGCUAUUUCAGAAUCUGAAAAACUUAAUGAAUCCUUAUAGGGUUGCCUUUGAGUCUCCACUUGAACUAUCAGCUCAAGGUAAGCAAAUGAUUGAGACUUACUUUGACUUCCGCCUUUACCGCCUCUGGAAGACCCGCCAGCACUCUAAACUAUUGGAUUACGAUGACAUUUUAUGAGCUGGAGAAGACUUUGCAAGAAGAAGUUGAUCACCGGUGUCCAAGAAGUCAUGCUUAUCGCAGAGAGACUUUUUUAUUGGCACAGGGAGCCCUUCAAAGCCCUACAGGAGGCAGCAGUGCUAAAGGGAGGGAAGAAGGAGCCCUCGGAAGUGUGUCGGGAGGAAAGUGUCUCCUGGGUCAAGAGAGACUGGAGAGAAAGGGUUUGACACCUCACUCGCCUCAGGUCAGAGCCGUGGUGUCUCAGGAGGAGCUGUGUGAAACGAGGACAGGAUGGAGUUCCUUGCAGAACUGAGCUGUUUUGGGUCAGAAUGGGCCAGAUUUGAUUCCGGGUCCUUUUAAAGACUUUUGAAGCUCAGGUUUUCUUACAAAAAAUAAAAUCAAUUACCCAUGCACUACAGUGAAGAAGUGACCAGAGCACAGAGGAAGGAGGGGUUUGUACUUAUGGGACCUUCUGUGCUGGGGGAUCUUGGAGAGCAAGGACUGCUACACCUACUCCUGCAAGCUUAGAUCAAGACGAUCCAGUUUCAAUGUGAAUAUAUACUGGAAUAUAGAAUUGAAAUCUAACUUUUGUUUAAUAGAAAAUAAGUGCAAUUUUUAUAGCGAGAGGGGUAAAAUCCCUCCCAAUAUUUAAUUAGUUAAAAAUAACACGCCAGUAACCAAUAGAUGAGGUAUUUUUGGUCUGCUUGAAAAUAUAUUCAAAAUGGUAAUAUAUCUUCUGUAGACAUAUUUAAUCACCAGCAAACAUGGUUUUAACAUAA